CCCUUGGAAACCACUAGACUCCAUUUUCCUGGGCUUUAAAGAACUAGUUCUCUCUCAGGGAAAUAAUGAAAUCGAUUCAUACUUAUUAAAAUCAAAUCAAUAACCAACUAGAUCUCUUCUAAAUCUUCACAUCUGUCGCAAGAGCUUUGUGCCAUAAAGAAUGCCCUUUUUGGAUAAGCUUUAAGGAAGUAAAGUUGUCCGUUUGGAAUGUGACACUGACUUCAGGGUUGGAAAUUGAGCCUACAGCCUUCAUACACGAAUCUUGCCUUCUUGUCAGCCUGCCAUGAGCUGGAUGCUUCUCAGAGACCUCCUAAGCGGAGCGAAUAAAUAUUCAACUGGGAUUGGGCGUAUUUGGCUGGCCAUUGUAUUCAUCUUCCGUUUGCUUGUCUACAUAGUGGCAGCAGAACACGUGUGGAAGGAUGAAGAGAAAGAGUUUGAAUGCAACAUUAGACAGCCUGGUUGUGAAAAUGUGUGUUUUGAUUACUUCUUCCCCCUUUCCCAAGUCAGACUUUGGUCCUUACAGCUGAUCAUGGUCUCCACACCUUCUCUCCUGGUGGUUCUCCAUGUGGCCUAUCGAGAGAGUAGAGAGAAACGGCAUGGAAAGAAGCUCUAUGUCAGCCCAGGAACCAUGGAUGGGGGCCUGUGGUACACUUACCUGAUCAGUCUCAUUGUUAAAACUGGUUUUGAAAUUGGGUUCCUCGUUUUAUUUUACAAACUCUAUGAUGGCUUCAGUGUUCCUUACCUUAUGAAGUGUGAUUUGAAACCUUGCCCCAACACUGUCGAUUGUUUCAUUUCCAAACCCACGGAGAAAACCAUUUUCACCUUCUUCUUGGUCAUUACCUCAUGUUUGUGCAUUGUGUUGAAUUUCACUGAACUAAGCCUUUUGGUUCUCAGAUGCUUUACUAAAAGCUGUCUCCAAAAACAUUCUACAACAUUCAAGUCCCCAGUAUGUGAGUGCCACAACCUCAGGUCUGUUGAAUGUGGUAAGACAGGGGCUCCUCAACUACUCCACAAUCAUUGCUCAAGCUUUGACAUAAGUAUACCCCUCAAACCUCAAGCAAAGCUACGUUGCGACACCUGAGAGGAUUAACAAAGAAAAUUUGCACCUCUCUUUAGCAAGAGCUAAACAUGAUUCAUUGAUUGUAGGGCUCUGGUAUGUGUAUAUACAAGUUAGUUUUUGAUUAUUUAAAAAUUAAACAAAUAUAUUUAACAGCAAUAUUUGAAGAGUUUAGAUCUGUCACAAAAAAUUAUUAUUUUCUAUUUUUUGUAACUAUCUCAUUACAAUGUAUGCCAGUGAACUCAACAAAAAAGUGACCCUUCUGACAAAAUGGUGGUCUCCAAAUUGCCUUGGAGGCUGUGGUAAUCUUUCCAAAAUGGCAGCCAAGGCUCUUUGCAUGCAGUCUUAAUCUUUGUAGAGAAAGAUUAUGGUACAGAAGUCAUCUGCGGACACACAGCCCAGCUUUGAGAAAAGACUCAGAGCCAAGGACUCUGCAGGUUAGGUAUUACUGGAUCAAAGUAGACUCAAGGAGAGGGAAGAAAGCCAUCAUUUAAGAGGUCCCAAGUUAAAAGCAGACACUACUGGGAGAUAUCAUACUUAAGCACGAACCAUCCGGUAUAAUUGUAGAGUCAUGAAGGAAGAGAGGUCCUAGACAAAGCAGCACACUGACAGAGAGCGGAGGAGGCCACAGCAACGAACAUGUCUAGUUGAGAAUCACUUAGCACUUUUGUUUCACAAUAAAAACAUUAAAAUGCCUUGUACAUUUUCAUAUUGCUGGAUCUUUUUACAAUCAGGAGUUCACAAUCUACUAUAAAUAUAACACAAUUUGCCUACAAUGCUGGGUGUGGUAGGACCUCUCUAGUACAGACAAUGUAUAUUAUGCUGUUACAGUGGAGCAAGUAAUUUUUUUAAAGUUUACUAUCACUUGUUUUGAAAACUAGAACUUUAUUUUACUGUUGUAUAUAAAAAAAAAAAC
Messenger RNA from Chinchilla lanigera (long-tailed chinchilla), 1973 nucleotides. RefSeq names its product gap junction protein, beta 7, 25kDa (gene Gjb7). Gene Ontology annotation, biological process: cell communication. Bases 284 to 1081 code for a protein of 265 amino acids. The record is from RefSeq and is a predicted model, not a curated record. NCBI's taxonomy places the organism in Eukaryota, Metazoa, Chordata, Mammalia, Rodentia, Chinchillidae. The transcript is spliced from 4 exons. Gene Ontology annotation, cellular component: connexin complex.